AGCCUGAAGCGAAGAGGAAGUACUUUUUAAAAUGGGAAUACGGUGAAUCGUGCUCCAAGUUAGCGCCGCUGAACGAAGGCACACGCCUGCCAUGCCCGCCCAACCCCCUGUGAGGGAGCCGGAGGAGGAGAUGGAGGCCGAAGGAGAGUCGCAGCUCCCUGAAGCCAACGGAGAGGUGGAGGAACCGAGGGAGAACGAAGGCAGAGGAGGCGAGGAGACCAUGGAGGAGAGCAUGGAGGAGAGGGAGAGCGACCUGGAGGAGAGCGAGGACGAAGAAGAGGAGGAGGAGGAAGAGGAGAGCUCAGAGAUGGACGAUGAAGACUGCGAGCGGAGGAGAGGAGAAUGUCUGGACGAGAUGCUGGAUCUGGAGAAGCAGUUCCAGGAGCUGAAAGAGAAGUUGUUUCGGGAGCGACUGAACCAGGUGAAGGUGAAGCUGGACGAGGUGCUGACGGGGAAAGCUGGAGAAUACAGAGAACCACUGGCUGCACUGCAGAGCAGCAUGCAGAUACGAACACAAGUCGCUGGAGUGUACAGAGAGCUGUGUCUGCAGGUCAUCAAACACAAGCACGAGUGUGAAGUACAAGGAGCCAGGCAGCACCUGGAGAGUGAGCGGACGCUGCUGUUUGAUGCCAUGAAGUCGGAGCUGCUGGAGAAGAUCAGGAGACUGGAGGAGGACCGACAGAAUAUAGACCUCACCUCCGAGUGGAGCGAUGAGAUGAGGGGCAAGAAGUGUAAAAGAAAGAACCUGCUGGGUCGCUCGGAGAGAAGAAAGAAAGUCGCUCUAGUUUCAGGGCCUUUCAUCGUCUACAUGCUGAGAGACAUCGACAUCCUUGAAGACUGGACCGCCAUCAAGAAGGCGAAAGCAGCGCUGUCACCACUAAAAAAGAAAGUUGAAAAGCGAUGAUGGCAGGAGGAAUCCAGCAGCGAAGACACCAAACUAAACCCACACACUCACAUUCCCAGCUCCUUCCACUAACAGUUUGAUCUCCUCCACUCAAACCCAGCAGACUGUCGACUCGUUUUUUUUCUGCGCCUUUGACCCCCAGCUGCCAACCACCCUACUGCUUGUUUGUUAUCUAUUGCUAUUUAAAAAUGCGUUCUUAAUGAUAUGACAACCAUGUAUUUAUAGAAUGAUUUAUAAUGCUGAAUAAAGUUUAAAUCUUUUACGACACAA
Molecule: messenger RNA, 1174 nt
Organism: Stegastes partitus (bicolor damselfish)
Lineage: Eukaryota; Metazoa; Chordata; Actinopteri; Pomacentridae
Gene: brms1
Product: BRMS1 transcriptional repressor and anoikis regulator
Exons: 10
Coding region: 92-904 (270 amino acids)
Source: RefSeq, a predicted model, not a curated record